CUUUCUCCUCUUUAUUUUCUUUUCUUUCCGAAUGAGAAAAAAAAAUAUUUUCAUUUCAUUACAUUCAUUUUUCUCCCAUCCAAACAAAAGGGGUAAAAAUAACAAGCUAUUUUCCUUGUAUGAUUUCCUAAACAAGGCACAAGUUUUAACAUCAUAAGUACUUGACGUUAAGAAUAAUGUUCAAUAGUGUUACCAUCUGUUUUGUAAUGGUGUUUUAGACUCUCUUAAGCCGUGACCCUAAAAAGGAAGUAGCUAGUACAAAACUAUCUGAGCCAGUGGCUGUACUACCAACUGUUAUUGAAACUCCUUUAACAACUAAACCAUUGAAGGAGACUAAAGAACCCAUUUAAACAUCUACUGCCACCAGUGAUCAAGAAGUCAUCAAGUCAUCGCCACCUCCUUCAAUGACUGCUGAGACAAUGAUUCUUCCAAAGACUAAAGAACCCAUUCAAACUACUGUUCCCACCAGUGAUCAAGAACUUAUCAAGUCAUCAUCACUGCCUCCUUCAAUUGCUGCUGAGACAAAGAUUCUUCCAAAGGUUCUGUCUCGCUUGGCAGAAUUAAAAGAGAAUAUUCCUGUGGCUGCAACUAUUACAGAAACUGCUCAAGCUCGCAGAACAUCUCUUUCAGGGAAAACCACUGAUCUUGAAGCAAGAUUGGCACAAAGAGAAAAGAAACUAAGUUUCUUGGAGACUGAAUUCUCAAGACUUUCAAAAGAAGAAUAAAAAGUAGAGGCUCAAUUUCAAUUCUUAAUUACCAGAAGGAGAAAAUUCUUGCUAAUAAGAAGUAUGUUUUAGCUGACUUGGAGAAAACAAAUGAUGAAGCUUUAAAAGAUUUGGAAGAAUGGCGAAAUCUGGAAAGUGAAAUCAAGCAGGCGAAUUAAGUGUCCGUUGGAAACUCUUCAAGGAGGAUUUGGGUCUUGGAAAGCUUAACAUUCUGUAAUUACUUCUGUCAUGACCCGAUCCCAUAGGCCGGAUUGAUACUAAGACUUGGGCCAGUAUAAAGCCCAUGAGGCCCGUAGUAAACCUUACUGUUCCUAAAUCCAUAACCAAGGCCUAAAAACUU
Molecule: messenger RNA, 1065 nt
Organism: Hevea brasiliensis (rubber tree)
Lineage: Eukaryota; Viridiplantae; Streptophyta; Magnoliopsida; Malpighiales; Euphorbiaceae
Exons: 3
Coding region: 405-725 (106 amino acids)
Source: RefSeq, a predicted model, not a curated record